This is a messenger RNA of Closterium sp. NIES-67, 526 nucleotides long. Lineage: Eukaryota; Viridiplantae; Streptophyta; Zygnematophyceae; Desmidiales; Closteriaceae. The record is from the annotation of a GenBank genome assembly.
CUUUCAUCAACAUUAUUGGCAUUCUUUGCCCUGUAAUCACAGCAGCCACCUAUGGCAGCCCGUCCUUGGUCCUCGGCUCGCCUCGCCAGUCCAGCUUAGCUAUGGCUGGCGAAUCCCAUCCUCCGAGUCUCGCGCCGCUCAAAGGCUGCAAGCCGCACGCCUGCGCGAUUCAGUCGUGUCUGAAGAAGAACGAGUACCAGCCCAGCAGGUGUACCUCCCCCAUUCGUCGCCUGCACGAGUGCUGCAUGAAGUUGCAAGCCGCCGGCGCAACCUCUCCGCACUGCGCUGCUGUGGAUGCGCACUUGCCGCGGAAAGACAAGGCGGACAGGGAGGGGGAGCCAGCGGAGGGGCUGGGGAAGGGGUGCGGAGGGGUAAAGGGAGAUGGCGGAAGAAAGUAGGCAGUCUGAAGGGCAUUUCUAAAAUCAAGAUAUUGUACCAAUUUAUACUAGGUAUUGAAGCCUAGGUACUCUGUGGUACGUACUAGUGAGCAAUUGUUCCCUGAUGUUCGCCUCCUGGUAGAGGAUGC